Carassius carassius (crucian carp) is the source of this 992-nucleotide messenger RNA. It is a transcript of the gene ankrd45, whose product is annotated as ankyrin repeat domain 45. Lineage: Eukaryota; Metazoa; Chordata; Actinopteri; Cypriniformes; Cyprinidae. The transcript is spliced from 5 exons. The record is from RefSeq and is a predicted model, not a curated record. Bases 36 to 710 code for a protein of 224 amino acids. Gene Ontology annotation, molecular function: protein binding.
CAUAGAGACAGCGAAACACACCAUCACUCUUCAGCAUGAUGCGGUCAACUGAGGAGAAAACUGUACUUUUAUGUGCUUUAGAUGAUGAUUUAGAGGGACUUACGAGUCUUUUGGAAAGCAAGAGCGCCAAUGAUAAUGAGCAAUCAGUGAAUAUUUUGUGUGAAAAAGAUGAGGUUGGUAGAAAUGCGCUGUUUGCUGCGUGUACGCUCGGACGGAGCCGAAUAGUGCGCGAGCUUGUGCGGAACGGCGCUGACGUCAAUAAACUCACGGCGCGCGGCUACUCAGCAUUGCAUUAUUCUGCCAUGUGGGGUCAGCUGGACACUUUAAAAACUUUGGUUGAGCUCAAGGCUGAUUUCCAAGCGAUCAGUUUCCGGGGAGAGAAGGCUGCUGAUGUGGCCCGGCGUUAUCACAAACUGGACUGUGCAGAGUAUCUGGCAUGGGCUGAGGCCAAACAAAGUUUGCAAGCAUUAAUAGAAGAUAUCAGAAACAUUAUAACUGAUCCAGAGAAAGUUCAAGGGAAGCUCAAUAAAGAAGACAAGACUGUGUGUAUAAACAACUGUUCGGCAAAAUCUGACUGGAUACACAACACCAAAAAUGCAACAAUUCAAGACUUCAUCGAACAGAAGCAGCACCUUGAAGACAUACUGGCACCUGUUCUGUUCAAGCUUAACACACAAUCUGAAGCCACAGCAAAGACAAGAAAGCCUUAGAACUUCAUCAUUGCACAGAGGCAUUAUGUCAUUCAAAUGACCAAAUAAAUUGGUUACAUUAACUCAAUACAUGUUCUGCAUUUAGUCUUUUCAGAGAUUAAUAAUAAGACCCUAAAAUAAAUAUUGUACGAUUCCUGACACAGAAUUGCAACGCAACUUUUAUCUGAAAAAAGAAAGCUUUUAACUGCUGUUUAAUGAAUGUUUACUUUACUAGAACAUGUAUUGCACAAUUUCCAUUAUUAACUGAUAAAGAGAAUCAAGGUCAUAUAAACAAGAAAAAAA